CGAACGACUAAUCGCGCGCUUUCUCUAAUGGCGCUUAGCCAUAUUUUCUUUUUUAAUUAAAUUAUCCACCAAUGACAUUCUUCUCUUUCUUUUCUUUUUUAACACUUCGGUAGCCCUUUUUUCUCCUCUCUUCUCUUCACUUCAUCGAAAUAAUCCGUUCAACAUGAGCAACGAAGACAGUUUUUUCACCGACAUUUUUCUAGAUUGGUUUCCCGGCGAAAAUUGCGAUUCUGGUGUCGAGCCUAUAGCACAAUAUUGUCCGACCGGACCACCAUCGCCGUCCGAUGAUAAUCACGUGAACUCGACGAGCUCGAUGUCGAGCAGAAGCAAGAAGCGAAACCGAGAAUUAGUUUCCGAUAACUUAUUGGAAGCUGAUAGAAAAGGGACCCGGCACUGGAGAACCGGCGAAUCAUCAACCUCCGGGCAACAACCGAAAACGAGAGAAGAUAAUUUGAAAGAGCUUAUUGUGGUGAAAACUGUAAGGAAAGCUGCUAAAAUUUUAAUGGAUCGAAUCGACCGAAGAGUAAACAAAGUCAAGAUAGCAGAUGCGGAAUUGGUAUACAAGAUGAUGGCCAUGAGAGCCUCUCAUCUCUUACCGCAAGUUUUCGUCUCCUUCGACCGAUUCGAAGCGCAAUCAUUCCGUUCUAAUCUCAAAAAAUUUAAGGAAAAUAUCACGAAAAUACAGAAAGAUUACAAAGGAAACCGAUUAACAGAAGCCGAGGCUAAGCAGAAAUUGCUCGAAGUAGGAAAGGAAAUCGAGCAAUUAGAUCAACACCUAGAGGACUUUGAACAAGUCAAAGAUGUUUGUGGCAUUUGUCCUUGAUAUAAGCAUUAUUCUACAUAUCCAUUGAUGAAAGAAGUUGCUGCUACUGAUGAUCGGGGAAGUCUGCCGACUCCUGAAGAAUUACCUGCUUCAUUUAAUGAUAUGAAAAACCAACUUUACGGCAAAGACAACAACAAAGUUUCUGUUGAAGACUUCCAUGGCUUACAACAAGCAUUGGAUAACACUAUAGCCUGGGGAAAACCUCCGGACUACCUCGAACUUAUUGCGAUCCGAAUCGAAGAGGCUCGUGGAAAAGCUACCGAAGUUUCUCAUGUCGGUAUUCAAGUUCUGGUUUGCGCUGCAAUCAAAGAGAUGGAAGAUUUUCCGAUCGAAGAUUUAGAGUGGGAUACAUUGAAAAAGUGGGGGGCAACUCUCAAUAUGGCUAAGCAACUUGGUUUUCAAGUGGGAUUUGCUGAUAACCUGUUGAAGACCAAGUUGCUUGCCUACUUUGCUACUCAAAACCUAUUAGAUGCGACUGAAAAAAAGGUAUAAUUUAUGGGUUAAGGGUUAAAUUGUGACUUAAGUCAAAAUUUUAUGAUAUUUGAAUUCAUGUGUCUGUGUUGCUUUGCUGCUUUGCUGCUUGCAGUCUUCAUUUUUCAUGAAGUACCCAUGUUUUUGUAUACGACUGUCUGAAUAUUCUUUUAAAUAGAAAAACUUAGAAAAGCUAAUCACACCCAUGACAGAUAUA
Molecule: messenger RNA, 1511 nt
Organism: Gossypium raimondii (Peruvian cotton)
Lineage: Eukaryota; Viridiplantae; Streptophyta; Magnoliopsida; Malvales; Malvaceae
Exons: 5
Coding region: 164-823 (219 amino acids)
Source: RefSeq, a predicted model, not a curated record